CUCCGAAGCGCUUCUAAAGCCCUGAAGCCCAGCUGCGGGGCAGCACUCGAACCCAGGACCGGACCCAAAGAGGGCUAAGCGGACAAAGACCCGGGGGGCUUGAAAGGAGGGGCGAAAGAAGCCACAGCCGGAGUCCAGCUAAGUGUCAGCAGGCACCAGGUCUUGGGUUUUUAACCCCAUCUCACCCCAAAGGUACCCCUAAAAAGGGGGAGAAACCCAUGGAUUUCAGCUUGAGGGUGUGAUGCAGCUCACCUUUCCCAAUGCCUCCCUCGCCACUGGAAGAAAGGAUCGGCGUGCUGCAGAGACCCAAGACAUUGGCCUUGCGCCUCAACCACAGCUUUGCCCAGAACGGUGGCAUCGAGAAGCAGCCGCCUCCAUCUCUUCCUCCUCCUCCUCCUCCUUCUUCUUUCCCAAUCUGCAAAGCCUCCAGCCAGGUGACAAAGCCCACGGGCGACGAAGCUCGCCGGAGUGGCAUCCUCCAGCCCAACCAUUCUCACACCAUCGACAUCAAGCUAACGGUGGGGGGUGCCCAGGUCCGGAUCCCACAAGAACGCAACCUCUCCUUGCAGCUGGACCUGAAGCAGGGCGAGAAGAAAGGAGGGCUGGGCCCCCAGCUGAAGGUCUUCUUGCCCCAAGCCAAGCUCAAGAAGCGGUGCUUCAAAGAGAACUCCAAACCAGUGCCAGAUCCGUCAGCCAGUUCCUCCUGUCUUUCCAGCCCGGUCAACACCAUGCAUCCUCUGAAAUGCGGCUGUCGAGGCUGCUGGCGUCUCAUGCGCUGCGACGAGGCUAAUCCUAAAUCAGGAUUGCGCUCCUUGGGUUGCUUCUCCUGCCGAUCCAGCCUCCGUUCUCUGACCUGCUCCAGCUGCAGCCCUCCUUCACUUAAAAAGCUUGGCUGCUUGCCUUGUGCACCAGCCGCCCUCCGAUCUUUGGCCUGCCUGGCUUGCAACCCUUCGGUCAAGUCAGCCAGUUCUUCCUGCAGCUUCUGCAGCAGCGACCCCAUUGUGGCUUAUGACCCCCAGGUGGGCUCUUCCCCGGCCCCCAGCUGCUAUGGCGGAGACGACGACGACGACUACAGUGUCCGUACCAUCUGGCCGGACGAGUUGGCCAAGAAGAUGACCAAGUCCCGGGUGCAACAACAACAGCAGAACCACCAACCGGUGGCCUCGCACCACCAGACGUCCCCCUUGAUCCUGGACUGUCGCAACUUGGUGGAAUACACAAAGAGCCAGCUGCAAGGGGCUAUGAGGUUUGGGGUGGCCGAGGCAGCAGGCCGGCGACGGCUUCAGCAAGGCAAGUUGGCCGUCCUUGAUUUCAUUUCCUCUCGAGGAGGAAGCUGCGACUGCAGGGACUCUUCGCUCCAGCGCCUCUGGUCCAAGGAGCCUCCACUGGCCAGCCCUCCUCAGCCACGCAAAACCCAGCCUUCGCAAAGCCUGCAUCUCAUGCUGGAUCUGCUCGACAAAGACGGGCCGGAAGGGCUGGGCAAGAGAGGCUUGACCGGGUCAGAAGUUGCAGACAGCCCUGACGACUUGGGAGCUCCGCUGACACCCGAUUUGGAGAAUGCCGAAUUGAGUCCUAUCCUCCCCUUCCUUUUUCUGGGUAACGAAAAAGAUGCUCAGGACCUUGAACGGAUGCUGAGCCUCAACGUGGGCCACGUCCUCAAUGUCACCACCCACCUGCCUCUCUACCAUGCCGACAGCGGGCGCCUCCGCUACAAGCGCCUGCCUGCCACCGACAACAACCGCCAGGACCUGCGGCAAUACUUCGAGGAGGCUUUUGAAUUUAUCGAGGAGGCCCACCAGAGCGGCAAAGGGGUCCUCAUCCACUGCCAGGCAGGCGUUUCACGCUCCGCCACCAUUGUCAUCGCCUACUUGAUGAAGCACACGCUCAUGACCAUGGGCGACGCUUACAAAUAUGUUAAGGGUCGGCGGCCCAUCAUCUCGCCCAACCUCAACUUCAUGGGACAACUGCUGGAAUUUGAAACAGAUCUCAAUGCUGGCGUCACGCCCCGCAUCCUCACCCCCAAACUGGCCGGAGUGGAGACUGAAGUGUGAGCAAGAUUUGGGGGUGGGUGGGUGGGCAAGGGUGACCUCUGGCAAUCUCAGGGCUAGGAAGAUGUGUGUGGGGCGUGUGUGUGUGUGUGUGUGCAAUAAGGGACCGACAAACUGUGUGGCACUGGACAACUGGGCAACUGAAGCCGUGAGCCAGGGUGGUGUGUGUGCAUUGGUUGGGCAGCUUCUUGGCCAUGUAAAAGCACUUGCUGCAACAACAGAACAGGUGGAUCGGGGAUCUUUUUGGGGUGGGGGUGGGGAAUGCUUUUCUACUCUUGCCAACCAGCAAGCACUGACGAAACCUCCAGCACUGUAGCUGCCACUGCUGCCAACCAAAUUUGGGGAACAUCUUAUUUCUACAUCUAGGUAGAACUUUCUUCUUUUGGCAUCAAUGCCACAGUAAGAUUUGAAAGGAAUCUGGGAUGGGUGUGUGUGUGAGAUCUCAUUGGGCUUAAUUUAUUGGGGAUGGGGAGCGUGUAGGUGUGAAAAUUUGGAGGGAAAGGGCGCCCUUUCCCUCUGUCUGUCUUCUUCUUGGUUCAGACUUUGCUUCCCUUUCAACCAGGAUGGAGAGCAUCUUUAGAAGUGGUGGGUUGGGUGUUUCAACCAUUUACUAACACACGCGUGAGGGUAUGCGUGUGAUAGUGGGAGGAGAUGACAUUGUGGGUGAGACACCUUCCUUCCACAGUUAUCAGAUUUUAAUGCUCAGGAUUAUAGAUCUCUUCUCGGUAGACAUUUUUGGGGUGGAUGGAAGGAUAGGGCCAGGGCAAUUUACAAUUCCUUCCUGUUUUUGCUGCUGCUGGCGGGGAGACCGGGCAACCUGUGCCACUAUCUAUUUAUUUAUUUGAACUCUACUGCUGCUUGGCUUCUCUCUUUUUACAAAGACUGGCUCUUAAAAAUGAUAAGUGUGAUUUGGAGGGAGACAAUGACUGUCUCUUUCACACUCCUCCAUCAAACACAGUUGAGGCAUUUCCCCUUCUCAGGGUAGAUACCACUGGAAUUGUCUUCCAGGAUGGAGGUUAUAUUUAAGAUGAUGGGGAGGAGUGGUGGUGAAUCCUUUUAAGGGGAAGGAACAGAAAAGAAUUAUAGGUUAGCCUUCCCCAACUUGUGUUGGACCACAGUUUGCAUGAGCCCCAGCAAGUAUCACAGUCUAUACAAUCUGGGAGACAUGGGAAUUAUAGUCCAACACACUCAAAGGCUGUGUUCAGGAACACUACCUCUCCUAAGGUUUGCUUUGGGGUUUCCCAGAGACAAUAGAAAUCUGGGGUGUGUGGUUUCUCUUCCACACCGCUUAUUUAUCUUGAAAUGCAAUAUAUACACAUAUUUUUUGUUGUGGUUGGUUGCUUUUAAAGUGUCUCCUUCCUCUCCUCUCCCCGUUUUCCCUUCUGCCAAGUGUAGGGGAGGCAAGGUGCCACAUGUUGGUGGGUUCCUUUGUUCCAUGGUCUUCCAAGGCAGUCAUGGUUUUCCCCUCUAGAGCAGUGGUUCCCAAACUUUGACCCUCCAGAUGUGCUGGACUUCAGGUCCCAGAAUUCUUGACUGUUGGGUUUCUGGGAGUUGGAAGUCCAAAACAGCUGCAGAACCAAAGUUUGAGCUCAUCUGCAUCAAGGUCUGUCACGGGAGUGCUGACAGAGGCAUCAAUGAGGCUUCAGUGAUGGUUUGAAGGCACAUGAUGGAGAAUGGUCAGCAGGCACUGCUUUCUCUUUCCUCUUCCUCAAUGAACUUGCUGAACAUGCAAAAAGUUGUCAUUGGAGCCCUCCAAACAAAUGAUGGUGGGCAAGGAUCCUUCCUCACAUUGUAGAGUUGGAUCAGCUCUGCAUUGUUUUCAUGAGGGUCAUUUCCUAAAUCCUUCCUAUCUCCAAAUGCCUCCCGGGUUCUAACUGGCAUGACUUAGUGCCAGCUAGAAAUCACAACAACCCAACAGAAUGGUUAAGGUAAGGUGUUUUUAGCAUACACAAAUGCACAUACUCUAAAUGACAUAAAAAGAAAGGUUGGGUUUUCCUUUUUAAAAAAAUCUUUCUCCCUAAAAGGUGGUACGCCUUGUUUCCUGCAAGCAUUUGUAAACCGUUUAGAGUGUGCUGAGUUCACUAUUAAGCGGUAUAGAAAUGUAAAUGCUAUUGUUGUUCUUCCAAGCAUUUCGAACUGGCUUGAAAUCGGACACUGCAGUUCCAGGCCAGUUUUAUUUCUCACUAUUGGAACUUAGGCUGUAGGGAGAAACCACGCUAAAAAUGAAAAACGAAGUUCUGUCAUCAUUGAGAAAAGGAGCUCCCCAAUUCAAGAUGGUUGACAUUGGCAGGUGAUCUGUGUCCACACAUCUCCCCAGCUCCAGCAUCUCUGCAACCUCUUGUUUGGCCUCUGCUGAGAAGUGAUAUUGUCCCACAGUUGAACAGCUUUAGCUGCGACGAUGCACUGUCUUCUUCCGCCUGCCCUGAUCUCCUGGUGACUAGUAGUGCAAUGUCUCCUCUCCCUUUGAACAUUUUUGUACUUAAAAAGUGAUCCCCCCCACUAAAACUAGGCAGGAAACAGAUAUGGUUAGAUCUGAUAAGGCAACUUCCCUCCCAGCCGGCACCCUCCAGAUGUGUUGGACUACACUGCCCAUAAGCACCCACUUUUGCUGGCUGCGGGUUACUGGAGUUGCAGUCCAACCCAUCCGAAGGACACGAGGGGAGCCUGCAAUAGAAUUUCCUCUUUUCCCUGCUGUUUCUCUUUGGAUCUUGUAUUUGUUAUUUAUUGGGCUCAAACAAAUGGCCCCUGCUGUAAUUUAUUAAACGUGAUCUUUCUCUUUUGUAA
Sceloporus undulatus (fence lizard) is the source of this 4832-nucleotide messenger RNA. RefSeq names its product dual specificity protein phosphatase 10-like. The transcript has 4 exons. Gene Ontology annotation, biological process: protein dephosphorylation; negative regulation of JUN kinase activity. The record is from RefSeq and is a predicted model, not a curated record. The coding region runs from base 261 to 2051 and encodes 596 amino acids. Gene Ontology annotation, cellular component: cytoplasm; cytosol. Lineage: Eukaryota; Metazoa; Chordata; Lepidosauria; Squamata; Phrynosomatidae. Gene Ontology annotation, molecular function: MAP kinase tyrosine/serine/threonine phosphatase activity; protein tyrosine/threonine phosphatase activity.